AUGGCCGCGAGAAUACUAGACAUACUUCCGGCUGAGACUCUCAUCAGCAUCGCGGGGCAUCUCGACGGCAUUGCCGGACCGGAUUUGUCCUCCUUUUCCCUCACCAACAAAGCCUUUCAUACCGCCGCCGCUUGCUUCUUGUUCCGCGACAUCCACAUCCUCGUCAAGCAUCCUCGGAGACUACAGCGCGAUGUCGAUUCCUGGCUCGCAAUUCUGGGACGCACAAACUCCGCCAGGCAUGUCAGGCGCCUGAAGAUGACCUUCCUGGACAAGUCGCUCCCUCACAGUGAUCUCUACUCGCCUGAUCGACACAUGAUACUACCGGUUCCAAAGGAAACCUCGUUCGAUUUCAAGCAUAGGUCGCCCGAGAACCGACGCCUCCGCGAUGCCUUUGUCGAUCCCGAAGCCUGGACUCCCAUGAUCAGACUGCUCGAAGCCCUGCCCGGACUGACCAACAUGGUCAUUGAACAUGAGAGCAGCUUUUCGCCUCUUCUCCUCGAAACCAUCCGCACGCAUCACCCAAGUUGUCGGCUAGAACUCAAUGGUUUCGAUCUUCACUGCAGCGAAGGCGCUGCGAUCAAUGCGCAUGAUGUUGCACUUCUACUUGCACCCCAAUUGCAUAGCAUCUCUAUAAAAGAGUAUUACCAGACGUCCAUUGCACAUACAAACGAAUCGGUCAUGCUACGUCUCAUCGGAGGCCUAUCACCGAAUCUCAAGACAGUAAAGCUGGAACCAUUCUUCGGAGGCAGACAUAAGCGAAAAUACGACGCAGAUUUCGAGAAUGAGUUGCAAGCGUUGAUCGCGCAAAUACUCAACCACAGUCUCAUACCUGGAAAGGAUCUGUCAAGGAUUUCGAAGUCACCAGAGCUCGGUUCACUGCGUUCUCUGACACUACAGAAAACCAAUCCCGAUAGGCUCAUGGCGUGGUUCAGGGCAACGGACUUCGCGGCACUGCGUCAUCUGAGAUUGACCGCAAGUCCUGGAGAGUUACCAUGGCUUACAACGCAUGCCAGAUUCCACAAACUUGAAAGUCUAGAGUUAAACUACAAUGAAGUUGUCGUUGACCCCCGACCUGCUUGGGAGGGGGUCGCGAACCGUGGAGACGUCGCUGUUGAGUUCCUAGCCAUCAUGCCAGCCUUAACAUCCCUCUCGCUCGAGGGCAGAGUACCUUCACCAGCCGUCCAGUUUGCGUUGUCCAAAUUUGGAGGAUGCCUGCGCAAACUAAGCAUUCGACCCUCCUACGGCUCUCAUUCCAUGCAGGAGUAUCCCAGAAUCGCGCCGCAGGACUUAUGCGUGCUAUCUAAGACAUGCAUGUGGGUGCAGGAUCUGACGGUCACGAUCACUGUACCUACGUUCCAAACGAGCUCACCAGAGAUGAUAGAGGCAAUGCGGGCUGGAGAUGGCGGGUGCAGACGAAGAGCUCGUGCGUAUCAGAGAAAACUCGAAAUGACGAUAGAGGCAGAUGCGGCGGGGGUGACACCCGCGGAGGUUGCCAAGUCGGUCUGGGAGACAAUAUGUGGACAAGGCUGCCGCUUGGAGUUACUUCAGCUUGACACUAUAGGUGACUGGGGUGGCACACGCAAGUCUGACCGUGUUCAUCAGAUUCGUAGAGUCGGAGCCAUGGGUGAAGGUUUGGUGGAGACCGCCUUAUUCCGAGAGAACGGGAAACUAUUCUGGAGAGACUGA
This is a messenger RNA of Colletotrichum costaricense, 1686 nucleotides long. RefSeq lists its product as uncharacterized. The coding region runs from base 1 to 1686 and encodes 561 amino acids. NCBI's taxonomy places the organism in Eukaryota, Fungi, Ascomycota, Sordariomycetes, Glomerellales, Glomerellaceae. The record is from RefSeq and is a predicted model, not a curated record. The transcript has 2 exons.